UAAACGGGUUCUGAUGCAAGGAAAACGAUGAAAUUUGGUUGCCUUUCCUUCCGACAACCCUAUGCGGGAUUGGUUUUAAACAAAGUUAAAACGGUAGAGACUCGCUGGCGUCCUUUGCUAGCAGACUACAAGAACUGCACCAUUGCUAUUCAUAUAGCUGUUAAGGACUGGGAAGAUGAAACAUGGAGAGCAAUUCUUUUGAAUAGGUUUGGUAUGACACCAAAACAAGUGCAAGAUCUGUUGCAUAAAGGGGAAAAAUUUGGCAGAGGUGUUAUUGCAGGAUUAAUUGACAUUGGAGAGACAUCACUAUAUCCAGAAAACUUGCCUCCUGAAAAGAUUCUGGAGCUGGAAAACAAAGCUCUCCUCAGUAAUCUAGAACAGAAAUAUUUGACUGUUGUUUCAAAUCCAAGAUGGCUCCUGGAACCGAUUCCUGCCAGAGGGGGAAAAGGUGUGUGGCAGGUGGACAUCCCUGAAGAACUGAUCCCUUCAGAAGCCGUGCAUGCAAAUCCACAUCCAGUGAAAAUGCUGCUGGUGCUUGAUUUUUUUAGACCAAAGCUUCGCUUAUACUUUGUUAGCAGAUUCAGAAAACAUCUUUAAAAUUUGCAUUGUAGAAGAAGUGAAACUAAAAAAUGCAAAGGAAGAGAGUGAGUUGCCACCACCUUGAAACUGGAAACCACAAAGAUAUGACAAGUAAGAAUUUCAAUUGCAAAAGAGAAAUGUGGAUG
Messenger RNA from Gavia stellata (red-throated loon), 725 nucleotides. RefSeq names its product protein EOLA1. The transcript has 3 exons. Bases 28 to 597 code for a protein of 189 amino acids. Lineage: Eukaryota; Metazoa; Chordata; Aves; Gaviiformes; Gaviidae. The record is from RefSeq and is a predicted model, not a curated record.